AUGGCAUAUAUCAAACAUUUCUAUCCUUCCUCAUCGAUCAUUUGCUCAUGCAGAACAGUGCGAUUGUUUUCAAAACAAAUCUGUCAUCAAUCGACUAGUGUAGCAAGCGCGCAUACAAAUGAAAAGAAAGAUCUGAAGGGCGAAUAUCCAUUGCUCGAUACGAAAUUUAAUCAAUAUCGCAUCGCUUAUCGGUAUCGACGAAGUCUUGAAUUAUUGCGUGGCUAUUUUGUCUAUCGAAUAUUCUCGAUCAAUUUGCUUGUGAAUAAUCAAACUAAGAUUGCCCAAUGGGGUCAACGCAUUCUCGGCACGCAUUUGUUCAAUGCAAUUUUGAAGUUAACCGCCUUCGGACAUUUUGUUGGAGGUGAAACACCUCGAGAAAUCACACCGGUAAUCAAACGCUUGCAAAAGUAUGGUGUCAGACCUAUCCUCGACUACAGCGUCGAAAGUGAUGAUGGUGGCGCCUCGUCAACAUCAGCUGAAGAUGUUGAGCGUAUGCAUGAUCUCAAUACAGAUAAAUUUAUUGAAUGUAUCAAAACAUCACAUAGUGUCUGUGGACCGAAUAAUUUAGUCGCAAUCAAAGUGACAGCGCUGAUCAAGCCGAGCUUAUUGAAGAAAUUUAAUGGAUUUCUCAAAGCAAUACCAAAUCGCUCGGCAUUGCCAUCUCUAUUCGAACUGAUCAAUGAUAAAUAUAAUCAAGGAAAUCUAAUUGAAUCAUUCGAAAAAUCGAUGAAAGCAUAUCUUGCCGAAACUCAGAACAACACUUCCACUAACAUAACCUUCACUCAUAAUGAAUUAUCAGACAUUCUCAAUCUCAUCACACGUUUGAAUCGAAUCGCGCAAGCAUCUGUCGAAGAGAAUAUCUCAAUUAUGGUCGAUGCCGAACAAACAUAUUUUCAAGCAGCGAUCAAUUAUCUUGCCAAUGAAUUACAGCGAUACUAUAACAAAAACGAUUCUGCAUUUAUUUAUGGAACAUAUCAAUGUUAUUUGAAAGAAACAUUGUCAUCGUUAAAAGAUGAUCUUGCUCAAGCUGAAAAGUAUGGAUAUAUCUUCGCUGCGAAACUCGUCCGUGGCGCUUAUAUGGAACAAGAACGCCGAUUAGCGCGAGAACAGGGUUAUGAAGAUCCGAUCAAUCCAAAUUUCGAAGCAACAUCAAGGAUGUAUCAUGCAUGUCUCGAUGAAGUGUUGAAAAGUAUUCAAAAACGUCAUCCGAAUCAAGUACGAAUUGUCAUUGCUUCGCAUAAUGAAGACACUAUUCGAUAUGCCAUUCAACAAAUGAAAGAUCUGAAUAUACGUCGUGGCUCGUCAUUGGUGUCAUUCGCAUCGCUGUACGGAAUGAGUGAUUAUGUAGCUUUUGCUUUGGCCAAUUCUGGUUAUAAAACUUAUAAAUAUCUGCCAUAUGGACCGAUUGAAUCACUACAACCAUACUUAUUUCGGCGCGCACAAGAAAAUCGUGCAGUGUUUGAGAAAGCGGAUAAAGACCGACGUUUGCACUUGAAAGCCUUAAAAGAUCGAGUUUUACCCUUAAAAAUUUAA
Messenger RNA from Adineta ricciae, 1533 nucleotides. NCBI's taxonomy places the organism in Eukaryota, Metazoa, Rotifera, Eurotatoria, Adinetida, Adinetidae. The record is from the annotation of a GenBank genome assembly.